Bombina bombina (fire-bellied toad) is the source of this 1859-nucleotide messenger RNA. Its product is annotated as dnaJ homolog subfamily C member 14-like. Bases 225 to 1859 code for a protein of 544 amino acids. Gene Ontology annotation, molecular function: dopamine receptor binding. The record is from RefSeq and is a predicted model, not a curated record. The transcript has a single exon. Lineage: Eukaryota; Metazoa; Chordata; Amphibia; Anura; Bombinatoridae.
ACAGUAGAGAACAAAAUGGAACAGGAAACCCCAAUAUGACAUCAGGGAGAUGUGCAAACAAACAAUUUAAUGUUCAGAAUUGGUUACAAAACUUAAAUUCUGGUGAGUUUGAUCUAUCUCAGGACUACUUUGAAAAAGCAGAUCUAUGGACUAAAGAAUUUAUUUCUAGAGAGGUGUCUGAAGAAGAUUUAGCAGGUGGAUUAAGUGAGAAGGUAAACUGACAAAUGCAAGAAAACACGGGAUCUGUUGGUUGUGAAUCACCACUACUUGUGCAAUCUGACUGUGGAUGUGCCAUGGAAAACUUAGAUCCACCUGGUGCCACAUACUCUGAAAUUGGAGAUCGUACCUGUAGCCGAGGGUGUCACCAUUUCUCUUCAUACCAGCAGAGGCCAUUGGAUGGGGAGGGAGAAGAUUUAGGCUCUGAUAGACCAUUUGAAACAGAGGAUGAUUCUUUGAAAGUAACUAGUGGAAGAAAGGGAGGUAGUAGGGGAAAAAAUCGUAUAAGUACAAAGGAGGAGAUCAGAAGGGAUGGCCGCAGUCCUCAUUCUGUUGGUGGAAAGCACAAAACUGGACGUAAAAAGGGCCAGGGUGAAGAUAGACAACCGCUGAAAACCAUGCUUCCACAGUUCUUGGUCCAUGCUUCUACAUUUUUUGUCAACUUUCUUAUAGGUCUUGUGCAUUGGAUUGGUGAGAAUGUUGAAACAUUGGGCACACUUUUGUACAUCAAGGUGUGGCUUCCAGCUCAUGAUCUAGGCCAUUUAAAAAUACAAAUGCAGUCUUUUGGUCAAUGGACACAUCAUUUUGCUAAAAAAUCCUGGAUAUUGACUUGUUCUUUUGGACUGUGGCUUCUCCGUAUGCUGAAAAUGUUGCGUGCCGUACUCUUCCUGAUUUUUAUGCUUGCAGUGGGCUGUGCUCAGCUUUGUUGGCAGUACAUAAAGAGAGCAUUGAGCAGAGUGGGAGGGGACAGUAAAUGGGGAACACAGAUCAUGUUGACACUGCAGAGGAUAUGGGUGAUGGCAACAAAGAACAGGACUUGUAGUCUUCUUUUAAAUCAACUUAAGAAAUGGACAGCAAAAAUAAGGACAGAUAAAGGGAGAUCUUGGACAUCAGCAGGGUCUACAAGUACAAGAUCUAACAGAUAUCAGCCAGGGGAGGAAGUGGAGCGUCUGCUGACUAUGACUGAUAUACCACAAGAAGAGUUAAAUCCAUUUCAGGUGUUGGGUGUAGAAAUGAAUGCUUCUGAGGCAGAACUCAAAAAGGCAUAUCGACAGCUGGCUGUGCUUGUUCAUCCAGACAAGAAUAAUCACCCCCGAGCAGAAGAAGCCUUUAAGGUUUUGAGAGCUGCAUGGGAUACAGUGAGCAAUCCAGAAAAGCGCAAAGAGUAUGAAAUGAAGCGGAUGUCAGAAACCGAGCUGGCAAAGUCCAUGAAUGAGUUCCUUACAAAGCUGCAGGAUGACCUGAAGGAGGCCAUGCACAGCAUGAUGUGUAGCAAAUGUCAGGGGAAACACAGGAGGUUUGAAAUGGACAGGGACCCUGCAAAUGCCCGUUACUGUGCUGAAUGUGGAAAGAUGCAUCCAGCAGAAGAGGGUGACUUCUGGGCUGAGUCCAGCAUGCUUGGGUUGAAAAUCACUUACUUUGCAAUGAUGCAAGGCAAAGUGUUUGAUAUUACAGAAUGGGCUGGAUGCCAGCAAGUGAGGAUCUCUCCGGAUACUCAUCGUGUUCCUUAUCACAUUUCAUUUGGUUCCAGAAAUACCACAAACCCAGGACGACAAAGGGCUCCCCCAGAAAGCAGUCCAACAUCUGUUGCUGAUCUGCAAAAUCUCUUGAACAAGUUGCGGGGAGGGACCAACAACCACUGA